Messenger RNA from Mytilus trossulus (common blue mussel), 1447 nucleotides. Its product is annotated as myeloperoxidase-like. Gene Ontology annotation, molecular function: peroxidase activity; heme binding. Gene Ontology annotation, biological process: response to oxidative stress. Lineage: Eukaryota; Metazoa; Mollusca; Bivalvia; Mytilida; Mytilidae. The coding region runs from base 20 to 1447 and encodes 475 amino acids. The transcript is spliced from 9 exons. The record is from RefSeq and is a predicted model, not a curated record.
UUUAUGCAAAUAUUCAGCAAUGAAGACUCCAUUCAGUCUGGUCUUCGGCAUAGUUUGUAUUUUGCAAAGGGCAGAUUCUCAAGCUUGUGAUGAGGAUGCUAAAUAUAGAACGUUUGAUGGAUCUUGUAACAACCUUGAACAUCCAGGAUUCGGGAAAGCUAAUACUUUGUUUGAGAGAUUCGUAAAUGAAGAUGGAAACUAUAUAUUUGAUUAUGCAGAUGGUAAAGGAUUACCCAGAGUUGCACAAAAUGGUGACGAAUUACCAAACGCCCGUUUAAUAUCCAAAGCAAUAAUGGACGAAGAUUUAGGACCACCUAUACAAAGUGAUAGAACCAGGUCUGCCCAAGUCGUCUCACACGCUCAACUACUAGCUCACGAUGUCUUUCAAACUGAGAUACCAUCAUUUGCUGAGAAUAACUGCUGUGAAAACCCAAACAGAAAUAAUCCGGAUAUUUGCUUUCCACUUGAAAUCCCCGAGAAUGAUAAGGAUUUGCCACCAGGAUGUAUUAACUUUGUAAGAGCAAAAGGACAAAUAGACGAAAACGGAGUUAGACAACAAGUUAACCUCGCAACAGCCUUCGUUGAUGCCAGUGUUGUUUAUGGCAGUACUCCAGAAUUGAUUGAGAUUUUGCGAGUGCCUGAUAGCUAUUUGUUGAAAACCGAUGACAAUCUCUUACCCUCACCCGCUGGAGUUAACUCAUGCUUUAAACCAGUAACACCAAGUAGAUGUCCAGUCGCAGGCGACAAUCGAGUAUCAGAUGUACCGAUGCUUAGUGUUCAGCAUUUAGUUUGGCAUAGGGAACAUAACCGUAUUGCUUCAGAACUGCGCACACUGAACCCGCAUUGGAACGAUGAAACUGUUUUCCAGGAAGCUCGGAAGAUCGUUAUAGCUAUGUUUCAGCAUAUCACAUACAAUGACUUUUUACCUCUUAUUAUUGGUAAAUCUACAAUGAAGAAAUUUGAAUUAUUUUCGGAGGAUGUGGACGGCGAUGUGUUUGAUGACCAAUAUGAGGAUGAUGUUAAUCCACAAAUUCUAGAUUCGGUCAACGUUGCUGCACAUCGUUUUGGUCAUUCCCAACUAACAAACGAGCAGAACUUUGCUGACGAAAACUGUAAAACAGUGACAGUCAAUAAAUUGGAGGAUAUCUUUGAAAGUCCUCGACUUACUCAGGAGAAUGGUGGAGUCAAUGUUCCUUUUAUUGGAAGACAUUUAGCAUGUUCGGCCAGUAACAUGAUUGAUAACUUUAUAGUCGAUGGGAUGCGCAACACACUAUUCCGUUUACCUGAAGCACCAGGAUCUGAUAUUGUCGCCAGAAACAUACAGAGAGGGCGGGAACAUGGAGUGUCUGGAUACAACACAUGGCGGGAACUAUGUGACCUUAAACCUAUGAAAUCAUUCAGGAAUUUUGGAAAGUUUGGAAAGGCACUUGAAGAAUUAUAUGAGUAA